AUGGCGACCCUUGAAGCCAUGAGCGAAGAUGACAGCCCAUCCUCCACUAACCUGGAAAUUCAGACCAGAGGCUGCACUUUGGCAGCCCUGGGGACCAGUAAGCUCCUGAAAAGCAUGGCCAAGGUGAAGAAUGGUAUAAAUGCUGCUGGUUAGUCCAAGGAGCUCACUAAUGAGUAUGAGACAAGAGCAGUAGUUUUCCAUCCAGACACAAAUUCUGUAUCAAAAGUUGAAGAUGUGCAAGUGGGGUUGAAAAAGCCUGUGGAGAAGAGUAAGAAACUCUUCUUAUAUUAUGUGUCUUUCUUCACUUCCCCCUUUGUGGUCUUCUCCUGGAACGUCAUCUUCUACAUUGCUUUCCUGUUGCUCUUCGCCUAUGUGUUGCUUAUGGAUUUCCAGAAGGAACCCACGGCCCUGGAGAUCAUCCUUUACGUGCUGGUCUUCAUUCUGCUUUGUGAUGAAGUGAGACAAUGGUACAUGAAUGGCAGCAAGUAUUUCUCAGACCUGUGGAAUGUUAUGGAUACCCUUGCAAUCUUCUAUUUCAUAGCAGGAAUUGUGUUCAGGCUUCACUCUGAUGAAAGCUCUUGGUAUUCCGGGAGAGUAAUUUUCUGUUUGGACUACAUAGUUUUUACCCUGAGGCUCAUCCAUAUUUCCACAGUUAGCAGGAAUCUAGGACCCAAAAUUAUUAUGCUGCAGAGGAUGAUGAUAGAUGUCUUCUUCUUCCUCUUCCUCUUUGCUGUGUGGAUGGUGGCCUUUGGUGUAGCUAGGCAAGGCAUCCUGAGGAAGAACGAGCACCGCUGGGAGUGGAUCUUCCGCUCGGUCAUUUACGAGCCCUACCUAGCCAUGUUUGGCCAUUACCCUGAUGAUAUUGAUGGUACCACCUACAACUUCGACCACUGCACUUUUUCUGGGAACGAGUCCAAGCCCUUGUGCGUGGAGCUGGAUGCCAACAACCAGCCCCGCUUCCCGGAGUGGAUCACCAUUCCCCUUGUGUGCAUUUACAUGCUCUCCACCAACAUCCUCCUGGUCAACCUGCCCGUGGCCAUGUUUGUUUACACUGUUGGAUCAGUGCAAGAGAACAAUGACCAGGUGUGGAACUUCCAGUGCUUUUUCCUGGUGCAGGAAUACUGCAGUCGCCUGACCAUCUUUGCCUACAUAUUCAUGAUGCUGAGGAAAUGCUUCAAGUGCUGCUGUAACAAAGAAAGCAAAGAUCCAUCCAUUUGUUGUGAGCUCAAGAAUGAGGACAAUGAAAUCCUGGCAUGGGAAGCUGUCAUGAAGGAAAAUUACCUUGUCAAAAUCAAUACAAAAGCAAAUGAUUCAUCAGAAGAGAUGGUGCAUCGAUUCAGACAACUGGAUGCAAAGUGAUCUGGGUUGGAAAGGAUCGUGAAGAGCAUCUCAUCCCAACCCCCUGCCACAGGGAAGGAAGACCUGUUGAUGUUCUCAUGGAAUUCGAUGAAGGGGCUUGUGAAGUGUAAGGGAUCAUCCAAGCUCCACGUCCUCCCUAACCAGGAACAAGUUUCUGGGAAGCACCUGAUGCCUGUGGCUCAGGAUGCAGAACCUUACGUGGUCAAAGAGCAGCAGGAGUGCCUCAGCGAGCUUCGGGGCAGUGGUGCUGGAUACCAGGAUGUCUUGGUGCUGGAGCACAUUCAUGAACACACAGAGGCUCAUGCUGACCACCUCCACAUCUGCAUCCCCCAGCAGCUCCAGAAGCCUUUAGGAUAG
Messenger RNA from Lonchura striata (white-rumped munia), 1716 nucleotides. The record is from RefSeq and is a predicted model, not a curated record. Lineage: Eukaryota; Metazoa; Chordata; Aves; Passeriformes; Estrildidae.